UUCAGGAUGCUUCAGGUAACCGGUAGAAUUGCCCUGGCGGGCUGAAUUUAAAAGAAAGCUAAAUUGCGCAGUCCAAUAUCAAUAAACAAUCGGACCUUUAGCCUUUACAACUUAUCAGCUAUAAAGUUUCAUGUAUAUUCUUAGAACGUUCUCGAAGAGGGCGGUAGAGAAAUCUGAAGUCUUUUUGUGUUCGAAAACUUGGUUUAGAUCAAACAACAACAUGAGUGGAGUAUUUUUUCCUAUUUCUGAAACCAAACAUCUUGCUCCAGGCUCAACAUGUCCUGAAGUAACACCAGGUCUGAUGCGAUUGUAUAAUAUGAAAUUCUGCCCAUAUGCUCAGCGGACCAGACUUGUUUUAGCUGCCAAAAGAAUUCCGAAUGAGGUUGUAAAUAUAAACUUGGUUGCAAAGCCUGAUUGGUAUUUUGCUAGAAAUCCACUUGGCAAAGUUCCUUGCUUGGAAUUUGAUGGGAAAGUGAUAUUUGAAAGUUUAAUCACUUGCGACUAUCUUGAUGAAGUGUAUCCUAGUUCACCAAUGCUGAACAGUACUGAUCCUUUUCGCAAGGCACAAGACAGGAUUUUGAUUGAAAUGUUCAAUGAGGUCAAUAGAAACUUAUAUAAACUAUACCGCUGUAGUUUGGAUGAUGAGUCCACUUGGAAAGGAGCUAUUGUUGGUAUCCACAAGGGUUUACAGAUUUUUGAAGAUGACCUAGCAAAACGAGAAAUAAAAUUUUUUGGAGGCCAGAAUCCUGGGAUUGUAGAUUACAUGAUAUGGCCUUGGAUGGAGAGAUUGCCUACAUUGCCUAUUUUGAGCCAUGGGAUGCUAAAAGUUCAAAUGGAAAAUUAUCCUUCUUUGGUAAAGUGGUUUGAUGCCAUGAAAGAAGACGAUGCGGUCAAAGAAAGUUUCAUUUCUCCUGAAAAUCACGCAAAAUUUAUUACAAGUUUUCUAGCUGGGAAUCCGGAAUAUGACAUGGAAAUCAAUAAAUAAAAAAGAUUAAACAGGAACUAUGCAGACCACAAACAUUUUAAAUUAGCUUCUCUUCCUGUUACGGUUGUUUCAAAACGUAUCUUAAUUCUGGUUGUUUGCGUGGUCGCCUGCUUCAGGAUCAUCAUGGAAGAGACUAUCAGCUUUUUCUCGGAGAUGCGAAGCCUUUUCUUCUAUAAAAAACCCAGAGUGCUCA
Molecule: messenger RNA, 1178 nt
Organism: Daphnia pulicaria
Lineage: Eukaryota; Metazoa; Arthropoda; Branchiopoda; Diplostraca; Daphniidae
Product: pyrimidodiazepine synthase-like
Exons: 7
Coding region: 131-985 (284 amino acids)
Biological process (GO): glutathione metabolic process
Cellular component (GO): cytoplasm
Molecular function (GO): glutathione transferase activity; glutathione dehydrogenase (ascorbate) activity
Source: RefSeq, a predicted model, not a curated record